This is a messenger RNA of Tilletiaria anomala UBC 951, 2170 nucleotides long. RefSeq names its product DUF185-domain-containing protein. Bases 134 to 2131 code for a protein of 665 amino acids. Gene Ontology annotation, molecular function: protein-arginine omega-N symmetric methyltransferase activity. Gene Ontology annotation, cellular component: mitochondrion. The transcript is spliced from 4 exons. Lineage: Eukaryota; Fungi; Basidiomycota; Exobasidiomycetes; Georgefischeriales; Tilletiariaceae. The record is from RefSeq and is a predicted model, not a curated record.
CAGUGCUGCUCGGGACCCGAUGCUUGAAGUGUGAUCUCCGGUCGAACGUAAAAAUCAGCAGACGGACGAGCAUUGCAGGGGCAAAAGAGGCCGUCGCACGGACCUAAGCAUUCUGCUCGGAGGCAACGGAAUCAUGGUGAUGCAAAACGCCUGCUGGGCAUGCUCACGCGGCGCCUCUUCGAUCCUGCUGCUAUUGGCAACUGCUCAGAACGUUUCAUCAACGAGCACAACUGUAGCCUACCAAGCUCGACGGUUCCUGUCCCGAUCAGCUCGAUGGAAGGAUGCAGGACCUUUCUCUCAGCCGACGCAUCGGCAACUCCCCUCUGUUCCUCAUCCCGACCAUUCGUCUGCAACAAAGGACAAAAAGGGGAAGUUGGAGCAUCGGACACAGUACAAUUACGACCCCUUCACUCUCACACCUUCUGAGCAACACUACCAUUUCCCGCUCGUGACGGCAAAGGACUUGGAAAAUUCAAGCAUACGGCCACGAAACGUUCGUAUGCUCGCUUCCGAUUUCAUCCACGACAGCCUCUACAAUAAGCACUAUGGCUAUUUCUCACGGCAAGCUGUACUGCUCCCUCACCUGCAGGAGAGCAUGGAGAACAAAGUGCAAGACGAACCGCACUUUCUCACCGCCUUCGGCCCGGUCGACGCGACAGGCAGCUUUGAUUUUCGCCAGAUAAAAAAUGAAGCACACUUUAUGCGUGCGGUCCAGCUGCGCUAUGAUUCUUUCGAGCGGGAUGUUGAAGCCCGAGAAGCAGAGAAGAUCACCGCGAGCACGAUAGAACAGCAGGAAGCCAAGAAGAGGUCGGUAAGAAAGUCUUCCGCUGAUGGCCUGGAGGAGGCGCAGCGCUGGGGCCGCUUGAUGAAAGAGAGGGACCAGCAAGAUAAUGUGCAGGAGCCAGAUGUCAUGGCCAUGGCCGCCAGACAAGUCUGGCAUACUCCAACCGAGCUUUUCAAGCCACACUAUGCUGAGGCCGUAGCGCGGUAUUUGAUCAGCGAAUACAAGCUCAACCUCUUCCCUUACGACGAUCUCGUCAUUUACGAGGUUGGCGCAGGAUCCGGCACAUUGGCCGAAGGUAUCCUCAACUACAUUCGAGACCAUGAGCCAGAGGUGUACCAACGGACCAGCUACCGGAUCGUCGAGAUCAGCGCUCGGCUGGCUCAGCAGCAGACUCAUCGUCUGCAGUCACAUAAGCAAGCAGGAAAGGUGCAACUGUACCAGCAGAGCAUGCUCGACUGGAACAAGCCGGUCACAGAUCCGUGCUUCAUCGUUGCGCUAGAAGUUCUGGACAAUUUGACACAUGAUGUCGUGCGCUACCACACCGGAACACUCGAACCAUACCAAGCCCUCGUCUCCAUCGACGAAACAGGUGAUAUGCACGAGCUGUGGGAGCCAGUACGUGACGAAGGCAUCAAGCAGUAUCUGUCCUUGCUGCGACCUAAUGGCGAUGGUCGCAGCCACGACGAACAGGCCAAUGCAGCCAUUCCCUCAGCCUUGCGCUACAUUCCUCGCCCCAUCCGCAAGGUCCUUAGCGACCACUUCCCUAUUUACCCAAAUCUCACCCGCCCGCAUUAUCUCCCUACAGCUUCUCUGCGCCUUUUGCACAUCCUUCGCGAUUACUUCCCGCUGCACCGCCUUGUCCUCUCCGAUUUUUCCAGCUUGCCUGACGCCUCGGAAGGCGUCAAUGCUCCGGUCGUGCAGACCAGAUACAAGGGCACCAUGGUCCCCGUCACGACAUAUCGAGUCCUACAAGGAUUUUUUGAUAUCUUCUUUCCGACCAAUUUCGAAGAGCUGCGCAGGAUUUACGGCAAGGUUAUGUCAAGCCAGAGUCAACAGUUAGUAAAGGGCUCUUCUUCGUCCGGGGCCGCCAUUCGCAUCCCACCACGACCGUCACCCAUGGCUACCACGUCUGCGCUUCGGCCAGACUACUUUACACGGAGCCGUGCUCCUGCGCUAGGCAGUGCAUCCGAUGUUCCCGAUUCAAUUCUGCAGCGCCGCGAGACUGCUCAGAUUCUCUCUCACGCGGAGUUUCUGUCGCACUACGCACGGAAUGACCUCGUCCGCCUCAAGGACGGUUCCAACCCGAUGUUGACGUGGUAUGCUAAUGCAAGCUGGUUGCUCACGUAGUCUAAAGUUACAUCACAAUUGUGGACACCUAGUGUAGCU